ACCAACACCUGUAAUCAUAUUGCUUCCGAAAUCAUUUAAGAAAAUUAAGCAUCUUUUUGUCUUCUUUCAAAACUUUAAACAAUCCAAAACAAGAGAGGGAAUAGAAGGUACUAAAAAAGAAGAAGAUGGCUUACAUUGAUUUUGUGUUUAAGGUUUCUAGUUUGGCUCUUUUUUUCAUCAUCGGCACAACAAGUCGACCAACCACUGUGCCAAAAGUAUUCGACGUUCGAAGAUAUGGUGCUAAAGGUAACGGUAAAACGGAUAACACCAAGGCGUUCACAAAUACAUGGAAGAAUGCAUGCACAUGGGAUGGACCGAGCAAAAUGUACAUACCAAAUGGAAGAUUCUAUCUUGGUGGUGUAUCAUUUGUAGGACCGUGCACUAGUAAGAUGAUUUCAUUUGUCAUUGAUGGAACUUUGUUGGCUCCUCCGAACAACAAUGACAUUAAAAAAGACACGUGGAUCAAUUUUCGCUACAUCGACUAUCUCACAGUUACCGGCAGUGGCACCAUCGAUGGUCAAGGAAAAGAGUCUUGGUUACUAAAUGACUGCCAAAAGAAUAUGAAUUGUCCUAAACUUGCUAUAAAUAUGGGAUUUGAUUUCGUAAAUAAAUCAAGGAUGGAAGGGAUAACAUCACUCAACAGCAAAGCAGGGCACUUUAAUUUCUUCUCUGUUGAUCAUUUUAACAUCACAGGAGUACACAUAACAGCUCCCGGCGAUAGUCCCAACACUGACGGCAUCAAAAUAGCUUUAUCAAGCAACAUACAAAUCUCAAACACUCACAUCAGCACUGGAGAUGAUUGUAUAGCAAUGCUCUCUGGAAACACCAAUUUUGAUAUCUACAAUGUCACAUGCGGUCCAGGACAUGGGAUAAGUGUUGGAAGUUUGGGAAAAGAUAGAAAUGAGAAGAACAUCAACGGCUUAACGGUUAGGGAUACAAUAUUUACUGGUACGUCCGACGGUAUUCGGAUCAAGACAUGGGAAUCUUCGGCUUCCACGAUUGCAAUUUCCAAUUUAGUUUAUAAGAAUUUACAGAUGAUUGAUGUUGGAGCUCCUAUCAACAUUGACCAGAAGUAUUGUCCUUAUACAUCCUGCCAGAAAUUGGGAGAUUCUCACAUUCAGAUCCAAAACGUGACACUAAAAAAUAUUUGGGGAACAUCAAGGAACAAAGUGGCUGUGAAAUUUCAAUGUAGCAAAAGUUUUCCUUGCAAAAAUGUUCACUCAAGUGACAUUAAUUUAAAACACAAAGGAGUCGACGGUCCUGCAAUCACGUUGUGUGAAAACAUUAAAGGUUCUGCUACCGGCAAGAUGAUUCCUCCUCAUUGCUUGAAUUGAUUUUGUCAAAACAAGUCGUUUUGUUGUAUUUUGAUAUUUUCGUGAUAGCUGUGGUGUGUUUAUGCAUGCUCUAGUUGUGAUGAAUGAU
This is a messenger RNA of Camelina sativa (false flax), 1422 nucleotides long. NCBI's taxonomy places the organism in Eukaryota, Viridiplantae, Streptophyta, Magnoliopsida, Brassicales, Brassicaceae. The record is from RefSeq and is a predicted model, not a curated record.